AUGGCCUGGAGUUUCCAGGGGAAAGCCCAGUUCGGGGGACUGCUCCUAUCCCUCCUUGGCUGGGUCUGUUCAUGUGUCACCACCGCCCUGCCCCAGUGGAAGACGCUCAAUCUGGAACUGAAUGAAAUGGAGACCUGGAUCAUGGGCCUUUGGGAGGUCUGCGUGAAUCAGGAGGAAGUUGCCACUGUGUGCCAGGCCUUCGAAUCUUUCUUAUCUCUGCCCCAGGAGCUCCAGGUAUCCCGCAUCCUCAUGGUGGCCUCCCAUGGGCUGGGAUUAUUGGGACUUCUGCUCUCUGGCUUGGGGUCGGAAUGCUGCCAGUUUCACAGGAUCAGAUGGGCAUUUAAGAGGUGGCUCUGCAUCCUGGGAGGGACUUUGGAGGCAUUAGCUUCAGCCACUACCCUCUUUCCAGUCUCCUGGGUGGCCUACACCACAAUUCAAGACUUCUGGGAUGUCAGCAUCCCCGAGAUUGUGCCUCGGUGGGAGUUUGGAGAUGUCCUCUACCUGGGCUGGGCUGCUGGUAUUUUCCUGGCUCUUGGUGGGUUACUCCUCAGCUUCUCAGCUUGCCUGGGGAAAGAAGAUGUGCCCUCUCCCUGGAUGUCUAGUCCUACAGCCCCAUCAUCCUGUGCUCCAGCAGAAGAGUCUGAUGGCUCCUUCCAGCAAAUACCAAGAUCUAGAAACCUGUUCAUCUAGGACUAGCUUCUGCCAAGGAAUCUCUGGAAUAAAGGA
Messenger RNA from Pteropus alecto (black flying fox), 726 nucleotides. RefSeq names its product claudin 25 (gene CLDN25). The coding region runs from base 1 to 690 and encodes 229 amino acids. Gene Ontology annotation, molecular function: structural molecule activity. Gene Ontology annotation, biological process: bicellular tight junction assembly; cell adhesion. NCBI's taxonomy places the organism in Eukaryota, Metazoa, Chordata, Mammalia, Chiroptera, Pteropodidae. Gene Ontology annotation, cellular component: bicellular tight junction; plasma membrane. The record is from RefSeq and is a predicted model, not a curated record. The transcript has a single exon.